Molecule: messenger RNA, 5155 nt
Organism: Thlaspi arvense
Lineage: Eukaryota; Viridiplantae; Streptophyta; Magnoliopsida; Brassicales; Brassicaceae
Source: the annotation of a GenBank genome assembly
AUGGUACUAAAAGUAGCUGUGGGGUCACAUGUGUGGGUAGAAGACACAGAUGAAGCCUGGAUAGGUGGAGAAGUAGUCACAGCUAACGAUGAAGAUCUCGAAGUCAUCUGCCAAACCAAGACGGUUGUGGCAAAGGUAAAUGCAGUCUACCCCAAAGACCCUGAGUUUCCUGAACUUGGCGUUGACGACAUGACAAAGCUUGCGUAUUUGCAUGAACCAGGAGUUCUUCUCAACCUCAAAUCCCGCUACAAUGCAAAUGAGAUAUAUACAUACACAGGGAAUAUACUGAUAGCUGUGAAUCCCUUUAAAAGAUUACCUCACCUAUACGGAAAUGAGAUUAUGGAGCAAUAUAAAGGCUCAGACUUCGGAGAGUUAAGCCCACAUCCUUUUGCAGUUGCUGAUUCUGCAUACAGAAAAAUGAUCAACGAGGGAGUAAGCCAGGCGAUCUUGGUGAGUGGAGAGAGCGGUGCUGGGAAGACAGAGAGCACAAAGAUGCUCAUGCAGUAUCUUGCAUACAUGGGUGGUAAAGCUGAGAGUGAAGGACGAUCUGUUGAACAGCAAGUUUUGGAGUCAAAUCCAGUUUUAGAAGCUUUUGGUAAUGCAAAAACCGAAAUUGAGCGGUAUAAGUUAGGGAAACCAAGCACAUUUCACUACCUAAACCAAUCGAAUUGCUAUGCAUUGAGUGCACUUGAUGAUUCCAAGGAGUAUUUAGCUACGAGGAAAGCUAUGGAAGUUGUUGGGAUUAGCUCUGAAGAGCAGGAUGCAAUUUUCCGGAUAGUUGCUGCUAUCCUUCAUCUAGGAAACAUAGAGUUUGCAAAGGGGGAAGAAUCAGAUGCUGCAGAACCUAAGGACGAUAAAUCCCGGUUCCAUCUAAAAGUCGCUGCAGAACUUUUCAUGUGUGAUGAGAAAGCUCUAGAGGACUCCUUGUGCAAAAGGGUGAUGGUGACUCGUGGUGAAAGUAUUACAAAGUCGCUUGAUCCUGGUGGUGCAGCUCUAAGCAGAGAUGCUCUUGCCAAGAUUGUCUAUUCUAAGUUGUUUGAUUGGCUUGUGACGAAGAUCAAUAAUUCCAUUGGGCAAGAUCCAAGCUCAAAAUACAUAAUCGGAGUCCUGGAUAUUUAUGGAUUCGAGAGUUUCAAGACAAACAGUUUUGAACAGUUUUGUAUAAACCUGACAAAUGAGAAGCUGCAACAGCAUUUCAACCAGCAUGUGUUCAAAAUGGAGCAAGAAGAGUAUACUAAAGAAGAGAUUGACUGGAGUUACAUAGAGUUCAUUGAUAAUCAGGAUGUCCUUGAUCUCAUAGAAAAGAAACCUGGUGGCAUUAUUGCUCUUAUCGAUGAGGCUUGUAUGUUUCCAAGAUCAACACAUGAUACACUUGCGCAAAAGCUAUACCAGACAUUUAAUAGCCACAAGCGUUUUACCAAACCAAAACUUGCUCGUACAGACUUUACCAUCUGCCAUUAUGCUGGUGAUGUCACUUAUCAAACUGAGCUGUUUUUAGACAAGAACAAAGACUAUGUUGUUGGAGAACAUCAAUCUCUCAUGAACUCUUCAGACUGCUCCUUUGUCUCAUCUUUGUUUCCAAAAUCGCGAGAGGAAUCCUCAAAAUCAUCAAAGUUCUCAUCAAUAGGCUCUCAAUUCAAGCAACAACUACAGUCUUUGCUCGAGACGUUGAACACAACAGAGCCGCACUACAUACGUUGCGUUAAACCAAAUAACGUUCUUAAGCCAGAAAUUUUCGAGAACGUUAACGUUCUGCAUCAACUUAGGUGUGGGGGGGUCAUGGAAGCCAUUAGGAUUAGUUGUGCUGGAUAUCCUACUAGAAAGCCUUUCCAUGAGUUUUUAACUAGGUUCCGGAUUUUGGGACCUGAGGCUACGAAUAGAAGCUUUGACGAAGUCGAUGCAUGCAAAAAGCUACUAGCGAAAGUAGACCUAAAAGGUUUUCAGAUAGGGAAGACAAAGGUGUUUCUUAGGGCAGGUCAGAUGGCAGAACUGGAUGCUCACCGAGCUGAAGUCCUUGGCCAUUCAGCAAGGAUCAUUCAGAGGAAAGUCCUUACUUAUCAGUCACGUCAAAAAUAUCUUCUGUUGCAGUCUGCUUCAACUGUAAUCCAAGCCUUUUGUAGAGGACAUGUUGCACGCCUUCACUUUGAGGCCAUGAGAAGAGAAACCGCAUCUCUGAGAAUUCAGAAGCAGGCUCGGACAUAUAUAUCCCAAACAGCCUAUAAAAAUCUCUGUGUUUCAGCUAUCUCUGUUCAGACCGGCCUGCGUGCAAUGGCUGCUCGUAGCCAAAUCAGAAGAUGUUUGUGUCGGCGGCGGUAUUUAAGAGUGAAGAAAGCAGCUAUUACCACUCAGUGUGGCUGGAGAGUGAAAGUCGCACGACGAGAAUUGUGGAAGCUUAAAAUGGCUGCUAAGGAAACAGGAGCUCUCCAAGACGCAAAGACUAAGUUAGAGAAGGAAUUGGAAGAACUCACUUCAUGCUUAGAGAUUGAGAAACAGAUGAGGAUGGAGCUUGAGGAAGCCAAAGAUCAAGAAGUCGAAGAGUUGAGAGCAGCUUUAAGUGAUAUGAAACUUCAGCUUGGGGAAACUCAAGAAACCAAAAGUGAGGAGAUCUUAAAGUUGCAGUCCGCUUUACAAGACAUGCAGUUAGAGUUUGAGGAACUUGCUAAGGAUCUCGAGAUGACGCAUGAUCUUGCUGCAGAAAAUGAACAUCUCAAGGACUUGGUGAGCUCAUUACAAAGGAAAAGUGAUGAAUCCGAGACUCAAUAUGAAGAAACAGGUAAGCUAAGUGAAGAGCGAGUAAAACAGGAGGUUCCUGUCAUUGAGCAAGAUGUAAUCAUCAAUCUCGAAGCUGAAAAUCAACAAUUGAAGGCGUUGGUAAGUUCAUUGGAGAAGAAAAUCGAUGCAUUAGACCGAGAACACGGAGAAACAAGCUCAAACAUCACAGAGAUGUUGAAGGAGAGUGCUUCAUCGGAUUAUGAGACCGUGAGUAACCUUGCAGCUGAGAAUGAACGUCUCAAGGCACUGGUGAGUUCGUUAGUGAAGGAAGAUGAUGAAAGUGAUGGGAAUGAUUCAUCAAACGAGCAAAAAGAGGGGAUACAAAUGCAGGAAGAAGAGAGCUUAACAGAGGAUAUUUCGUCUGAUAAUGAAAUGACCAAGAAGCUUGCUGCUGAAAACAAAGAAUUAUAUGAACUGGUAGAAUUGAUGGAAAAGAAAAUAGAAGAAACAGAGAAGAAGUAUGAGGAAGCAAAUAGACUUUGUGAAGAGAGGCUUAAGCAGGUUAUAGACACAGAGACAAAACUAAUAGAGUUAAAAACAACUAUGCAGAGUCUCCAGGAAAAGGUCUCUGACAUGGAAGCAGAAGACAAAAUCCUUCGACAGCAAGCACUGAUUAAUUCAGCUUCCCGGAAAAUGUCACCCCAAGUGUCAUUUACUGGACCUACGGAAAAGUUUGCUCCUAUACCAUCAGGGAGGUUCGGGACAAUGUCUUUUAGACGACCUCAGACUGAACGACAACCCCAUGAAUAUGUUGACGUGCUUCUCAAGUUUGUUUCACAAAAUGUCGGUUUCAGCCAUGGAAAGCCUGUUGCAGCAUUUACAAUAUACAAAUGUUUUAUACACUGGAAACUAUUCGAAGCAGAGAAAACCAGUAUCUUUGAUCGUCUUGUUCCUGUAUUUGGCUCCGCUAUAGAGAAUCCGGAAGAUGAUGAUCUGUUGACUUACUGGCUAACAAACACAUCUACGCUACUGUUCUUGCUUCAAAGAAGCUUGAAAACACAUAGCACAACCAGUGCAAGUCCGAAGAAACCUCCUCAACCUACUUCAUUUUUUGGGAGGAUGACACAAGGUUUCCGUUCAACAUCUUCGGCUAGCCUUUCAGGUGACGUAGUGCAACAAGUAGAUGCAAGACAGCCUGCUUUACUUUUCAAGCAGCAGCUUACAGCUUACGUUGAAACGAUUUAUGGAAUAGUUCAAGAGAAUGUUAAAAGAGAACUAGAGCCUGCGCUUUCUUCCUGCAUUCAGGGACUGAAAGAUUCAUCACAUGAGUCCUCUGCAGAGAAUUUACCAGCCGAGUCCUCUGAACAGAACUCACCAGCAAAGCCAACUGCAGAGAAUCCACCGGAAAAACUGUCUGAAGAUCAUUCACCAGCAAAGCCAUCUGAAGAGAUUCCACCGGAAAAGCUAUCUGAAAAUAACUCACCAGAAAAGCCAUCUGAAGAGAAUCCACAGGCAAAGCCAUCCGCAGAGAAGCCAUCUGAAGAGAAAUCACCAGCGAAAGCUCGGCAAGGCACUGUAGAUCUUUUGAAUCGGCUUCUCGGCACACUGAAGAAAAACUACGUUCCUGUGUUUCUUGCUCAGAAGAUAUUCAGCCAAACAUUCCAAGGCAUCAACGUUCAAGUCUUUAACAGCCUUAUGCAACGAGAAUGCUGCACAUUCAACAUGGGCAAAAAGGUGAAUGCUUGGCUAAAUGAACUAGAAUCAUGGUGUAGCCAGGCAACUGAAGAGUUAAUAGGAUCUUCAUGGGAUGAACUCAAACACACAAGACAAGCCGUGCUGCUCCUGAACAGAAGUCCACAAUUACAUAUGAUGAUCUUACAACUAACAUCUGCUCGGCUCUUAGUACUCAGCAAUUGUAUAGAAUAUGUACCCUCUGCAAAUCUGAUGACCACGAGGGUCAGAAUGUAUCUCCAGACCAUCCCCUUUACAGCCGAUGAAAUCUCCAACUGUAUGCAAGAAAAGGACUUUGCCAAUGUAAAACCAGCGAUCGAACUCGCUGAUAACCCUAACUUCCAGUUUCUAAAGGACUGAGACCUCUUUAUCCGUUCUUCAUCUCACCACUGACACGACUAUUUAUGGCAAUGAAACCAAUUGUAUUUGUAUAGUAGUCCCUUGCACAGAUUUACGGUAUGUAGAAUCAUCGAUAGGUUUGGUCGCGUAGGGUUGAUCAGAGGGCAUCUUGAGCUCAUGUGUAGGUUUAUACUCUUCAGGGUGGUUAGGUUUAAAGCCAGCCACUAUUUUACUUGUAGGCCAAGAAACCUCUCUAUGUAUAACUAACUUUGGUUGUAACUGGUGACCAUAAGGAAUGGAAGGGAAUACUAAAUUCCUUAUCAUUCCUUAAAAAUUACACCAUUUAAAAGAAAUAUAUUGUAUCCAUUAUUCC